AUGGUGAAAAUAGUAGCACUUUUCUUCUUGUUCACAUGCUGCCUCCUAAUUUCCCUAGCCUCUGCACAACUGAAAGUAGGGUUUUACGCCUCGAUUUGUCCACGGGCCGAGUCGAUUAUCCGAGGAGUCGUGCAGCAACGGUUCAACCGAGACCGGUCGAUAACGGCAGCUUUGCUUAGGAUGCAUUUUCACGAUUGCUUCGUUCGGGGUUGCGACGCGUCAAUCCUGAUCGACUCCACCGCAUCCUUGCCAUCGGAAAAGGACGCGGGCCCCAAUGAGACAGUCCGAGGCUACGACCUAAUCGACUCCGCCAAGAAAGCCCUCGAGACCACGUGCCCUUCAACCGUCUCGUGCGCCGACAUCAUCACCCUUGCCACUCGGGACGCCGUCGCCCUCGCCGGCGGGCCCAAAUACAACGUCCCCACGGGCCGUCGAGACGGGCUUGUCUCCGACCCGAAUGGGGCCGCCAACCUCCCAGGCCCGUCUGACCUUAUUCGAACCGUGCUCGGGCUCUUCCGGGCCAAGGGCCUCACCGCCAAAGAUACGGUGGCCCUCCUCGGGGCCCACACCGUCGGGGUGGCCCACUGCACAUUUUUCCAAGAUCGGCUCACGGGCUUUGGGCCAUCCGGUAUUGGGCCCGACACGAACAUGGAUCCUGGCCUUGCGGCCCGCCUACGGAGGGUAUGUGGAACGGAUAUCCGGCCGUUGGAUCGGGACCCGACGGCGUUCCUCGAUCAAGGGACGCCGUUCGGUUUCGACAAUCAAUUUUACAAUCAGACGGUGUUUCGGAGGGGGGUUUUGGAGAUCGAUCGGGCGCUGGCGGCCGACCGGACGACCCGGCCGAUCGUGUCGGAUUUCGCGAAGAACGGCGUUGUUUGCGGGCAGAGUUUUGCGAGCGCCAUGGUUAAGAUGAGCAAGAUUGAAGUUCUCGUGGGGAAGGCGGGCGAGAUAAGGAGAAAUUGCCGGGUUUUUAAUCCAAAACCAUCUCGAUCUCGUCGUGGAGUUUGA
Molecule: messenger RNA, 1008 nt
Organism: Striga hermonthica
Lineage: Eukaryota; Viridiplantae; Streptophyta; Magnoliopsida; Lamiales; Orobanchaceae
Source: the annotation of a GenBank genome assembly